AUGGUCGCUGGUGCCUACGUUCUUAAUUCACCUUUAUUCUGUCCAAGUAGAUGGAACGACGCAAAGCAACGAUGGUGUUACAACUGGGAUCAGUCAAGAUUAGAAUGCCCACAAGUUGCACGAGUGUUGAAAGCUCUCGACGUUGGCUUGGACUUGCUCAUUGGGAAGUGGCUUCUUUGCUGGUUUGUUGAAAGCCUUCCUCUAGAGACGGUGCUUCGCAUUUGGGACUGCAUGAUAUAUGAUGGGAACGAUUUGUGGCUGUUUCGAAUAAGUUUAUGCCUGAUACGAGCGAAUCAACGUCAAAUCGGUUCGGUCAAGACCCUCGAUCAACUGCUGCACGCUUUCCAGGGCAUUUGUCGAAGUCGAACGGCUCUCUAUUGCCAUCAACUGAUCAAGCUGACGUCGGUCUCUUCGUUUUCAAUCGCAGCACAUUUUACCAAUAAAAAGGACACCUGGUAG
Angiostrongylus costaricensis is the source of this 459-nucleotide messenger RNA. NCBI's taxonomy places the organism in Eukaryota, Metazoa, Nematoda, Chromadorea, Rhabditida, Metastrongylidae. The record is from the annotation of a GenBank genome assembly.